Molecule: messenger RNA, 930 nt
Organism: Haemonchus placei
Lineage: Eukaryota; Metazoa; Nematoda; Chromadorea; Rhabditida; Trichostrongylidae
Source: the annotation of a GenBank genome assembly
AUGUGUGGUGGACGAAUUUACGCUCUGUACUUCCUCUUACUAUUGAUCAUAUCGAUUCCUGGAUUAUUCCUGAAUAGCUCAUGGAUGAAAUACUUGUACUGGAAUUGUGAUCGAUUCCUGGAUAGCAAAGCACCCAGGACGCUCUCGGGACCACCUUCUGUUAUUCUUUCUCCAUCCAGUGAUCACUGUGGUAACUCCCAAUAUCUUAUCAUAGUUCUUACAAGAAUAACGGAACCAUCAGUGAGGGUGACAUUCCGGAAUACCUACGGACGUCUAGGUAAGAAGUAUCAUUUCACGGUGCUAUUCCCAGUCGGCCUCUCUCAGAAUGAGAAAGUCAACGCGGAUAUUCAGCAAGAAUUUCGAAGCUAUGGCGACAUACUGCAAACGAAUUUCAUCGACAGCUACCGUAAUCUGACGCUAAAGACAUACUCAUAUUCGAAUUACGUACGGCACAAUUGUACAAAUGUGAGAGCAGUACUGAAAGUGGAUGAUGAUCUCGCAUGGAAUGUCGAUCAAAUGUUCAAGUAUCUGUCAGAAAUCGAUACAGUUGGCAACAUACUUUACUGCCGAUCAGUUAAGCAUCCUUUGGUAAAUCGCGAUACACGAGAACGGUGGUACGUGUUGAGGAAGGAGUAUCCGUACAAGUAUUUUCCCGAGUACUGUCUGAGCCCUGUCUACGCGGCUACACCGUCGACAUUAGCGGCGUUGGCUGAAGCCACCAAUACCAUACCACAUCUUUGGCUCGACGAUGUAUGGAGUCUAGGAAUCGUACCCAGAGAGAUACUGGCGAAGUUUCGACCGCUAUCAUUCAACGUCGAACGUGAAAACUUCGAACCGUUCCUCAAUGGAAGUGUCAUAACGCAAUACUUUAAGGCGAAAGAGGAUGGUCUGAUGCUUUUCAACAGUGUGAAUAGACGAUUGCUGUCCUAA